AUGAGCUCAGAGGACGAAUCCGGCAGAAUUGAGGACUAUGGGACUGCUGUGCAGGCGUCGCUAGUUGUCUUGUUGGCGGACAGUCACAAAUGGAUGGCACUCAAAUUACUGGCAAGACAUCAUGAGCAGCUGGACGAGCCUACUACCAUCUUCCACCCUACAACCACUCCCGCGGCCAAAGCCAAAGCCGAAGCCACUGACGACAGCAACUACCUGCAGUCUCUGCUAACUCUGACUCGAGAAGCGGGUGCUUCCAUGCAAUCCGAUGAGAUCCGAUUUGCGUUCAACGACCGCAUCGCCGAGUUCACUCUGCCGGUCUCGGUCGAAGAGGGUGGUGCCGGAGACAGUGACCGCCCGUGGCCUGCAUACACGAUGACGGUCGAUCUGGACAGCAGAGACGUUAACGUCGCCCUGGAGUCAGAUCUGCGUACCGUUCUGAACCUCAUACCGUACGAGAUGACGCCCAGCGAAAGAGGAAGUAUCGAGCUUUACACGAGGGUGGCCACAAAGGGUUUGAUGCAGGCGAUGGUUGCGGGACCGUUGUCUGUAGAACAGACAGCUGAUAGGUCAGCCGACGACCUGAUCGACGUGCUCAUGAUCGAGGCUGCUCUGCUGAACAUUGGAGAGGGCAGCCAGAACGAUGCGAGAGAGGCUGGGGAUCAGUCAGAGACUGAGAUGACGGCUAGCGAGUCCUAG
Messenger RNA from Dioszegia hungarica, 696 nucleotides. RefSeq lists its product as uncharacterized. Bases 1 to 696 code for a protein of 231 amino acids. The record is from RefSeq and is a predicted model, not a curated record. NCBI's taxonomy places the organism in Eukaryota, Fungi, Basidiomycota, Tremellomycetes, Tremellales, Bulleribasidiaceae. The transcript has 3 exons.